Erythranthe guttata (spotted monkey flower) is the source of this 1330-nucleotide messenger RNA. Its product is annotated as zinc ion binding protein. Gene Ontology annotation, molecular function: DNA binding; zinc ion binding. Gene Ontology annotation, cellular component: nucleolus. Lineage: Eukaryota; Viridiplantae; Streptophyta; Magnoliopsida; Lamiales; Phrymaceae. Gene Ontology annotation, biological process: rRNA processing; negative regulation of transcription by RNA polymerase II. The record is from RefSeq and is a predicted model, not a curated record.
ACAAAAACCCCCAAAUGCGAAGAAGGUAAACAAAACCCAUCUGCGCACACAGAAACACAGAGUGGAGGUGGGGAAGAGAUGGUGUGGUUUCAGUGCGAGGAUUGCGGCGACAAUCUUAAGAAGCCCAAGCUUCCUAAUCACUUCCGACAAUGCUCUGCUUACAAGCUAUCGUGCAUUGAUUGCGGGCAAAUAUUUGGGCAGCAAGACGUUGAAGGUCACACUCAGUGCAUCACUGAAGCGGAAAAAUAUGGUCCAAAGGGUCAAACAAAAGCUGCAAACGGAACGAAUACGAAGCCGAAAAAUGACGGAAAGCAGAGACCAGAGGUCGAUAUAAAUGUUGGUCUGUCGGAUCGCCCGCCGUGGUUCUGUAGCCUGUGUAACACUAAGGCGACAAGUAAGCAAACCUUGCUCCUCCAUGCCGACGGAAAAAAGCACAGGGCAAAAGCAAGAGCAUUCCAUGCAUCGAAACAGCCGCCUAAUAACGGUGCCGCAGAAACCAACGGUUCCAAUGAAAACAAAACAACAAACGAAAUUCCCGAAAAUAAAGUUGCUCCUCAGCUUGAUGGCCCCGAAGUGGAGAAUGAUGCUUUGGCAUCAAACAAGAAAAGAAAAGCCGAUGCCUCUGAAAAUGACGGUGCUCACCCCAAGACUGGAGGUGAAAUUUCUGCAGAGAUAGGCAAUGGCGAAGUUGUUCAAAUCAAAGGAUCAGAAACGGAGGUGAAAAAAGUGAAGAAGGCUAAACAUGGUGCAACAGAGGAAGACGCAAAAACGGAUUCCACCACCGACAAGGAUAUGAUUUGCAAGAAGAAAAUAAAGUGGAAAAAGCUUAUUACUUCAGCUCUGGAAUCUUAUCCAGAUGGCGUGGUGAAAUUCAAGAAACUUAGGAAAGAAGUUAUGAAGUCACUGAAGGAAGCUGGCCACACAGAAGAAAAAAACCAAGUAUCUGAAAUCCUUGAGCAUAAUAUAAAUUCAAGCUCGAGAUUUGUUGUUGAUGGAAAAUAUGUCCGCCUAGCAAAAUGUUCGUAGCUAAGAUUGGAUAUCGGUAACUGCAAGAUUUAUACCGUUGCUAAAUUCACUUUAAGUUGCUACGAUUGGAAGCUUCGGUUUCGGAUUUUUAGCUUCAGCACACGUAGCCCAGGUUUACGUUCCAGAGUAUACAGUUUGUCAGUGUGUGCUGGAGAGUUGGAUACUAGUUGGAUACUGAGGAUAUAAUUUCUACUUUUCAGUGAUUAAUUAAUUGUGACAAUGAACUAGAACCUUAUAUUAUUCUUGCAACUUUCUCCUGAAUGGAGUGUAGUUCUUUCAUUUAUUUUAAAAUUCCUUUUUCAGA